Setaria italica (foxtail millet) is the source of this 1149-nucleotide messenger RNA. Its product is annotated as BTB/POZ and MATH domain-containing protein 1. Gene Ontology annotation, biological process: protein ubiquitination. Bases 1 to 1149 code for a protein of 382 amino acids. The transcript has a single exon. The record is from RefSeq and is a predicted model, not a curated record. Lineage: Eukaryota; Viridiplantae; Streptophyta; Magnoliopsida; Poales; Poaceae. Gene Ontology annotation, molecular function: protein binding.
AUGCUGACGACGACCAACGUGAGGUCUGCGUCGACGUGCCAGCCGCCGGAGACGGUGCAGGGCAUGCACGUCUUCCAGAUCCUCGGCUACAGCAAGCAGCGUGGCAUCGGCUCCAACUCCUUCAUCCGGUCCGCCGUCUUCGACGUCGCCGGCUACAACUGGGUCAUCUUCUUCUACCCCGACGGCUUCGGCGACGAGAUCGCCGCCGCCGCCGGCUACGACCUCGUCUCCGCCUACCUCCGCCUCCUCAGCACGGGCUGCGGCAAGGUGCGCGCCUCCUGCGACCUCCGCCUCCUCAACCCCGCGACCGGGUCCUCGACGUCGGCGCACCCGGCGCUGAUCACCACGAGGGAGUUCGACCCCGAUAGCGACGGCGGCAGCAAGGUCUGCCACUGCCUCUGCAUCGGCCGCAGCGAGCUCGAGGGCACCUACGUCAAGGACGACCGCCUCACCAUGGAGUGCGUCGUCACCGUCAGGAAGGAGCCCAAGGUGUCCAAAUCCAAGACCUUCCCUAGCAUCAAGGUACCACCGUCCAACCUCAAGAGGCAGCUCGCCAAUCUGCUGGAGAGUAGAGAAGGAUCGGAUGUCACGUUCAGCGUGGCGGGCGAGACGUUCGCGGCGCACCGCCUCGUGCUCGCAAUGCGGUCGCCGGUGUUCAAGGCGGAGCUCUGUGGACCGAUGAGGGAGUCGGGGACAGUACAGCAUCCCAUUGUCAUCGAGGACAUGCAGCCAGAUGCAUUCAGAGCGAUGCUCUACUUCAUCUACACCGACUCGAUGGAUUACAACGAUGAUCUCCUGAGGGAUUACCAUAGUGGGAACUGCGACAUGGUGCAUCACUUGCUGGUGGCGGCGGAUAGGUACGCUGUUGAGAGGCUGAAGCUGACGUGCCAGAGCAUCCUUUGCAAAAAUCUUCAUGUGCGGAACGUGGCGACGACGCUGGCUUUGGCUGAUCAGCACCACUGCGACAGGCUGAAGAAUGCGUGCAUCGAGUUCAUGUGCUGUUCGAAUGACAUGGAUGCUAUUGUGGCAGCACAAGGGUUCAAGGAUCUCGCAACAACUUCGCCUUCGGUCUUGGCUGAUGCAAUGGUGAGGAUGAGUAAGGUUGGCAAAAAGUUAACAAAAAGAGCAUUAAAAGAUGGAUUUAACUAA